Messenger RNA from Pimephales promelas (fathead minnow), 1369 nucleotides. NCBI's taxonomy places the organism in Eukaryota, Metazoa, Chordata, Actinopteri, Cypriniformes, Leuciscidae. The record is from RefSeq and is a predicted model, not a curated record.
CACGUGUACACACUUUACGACAUGUUUACAUACUAUACGGUAGUAGGACGCCAGAAAAGCGCAUUUUCACGUGUGGCGUCGAUAAAGACCAACACUCAGUAAGUGAUGGUGAAUCAGCUGAUGUUGAGGGCAGCUGCUCACUGCGGGAGAUGGACAGCUGUCAAUCAACUCACCCGGACACACUCAGAUAUGGCAGAAUUUCGAGAGGUUUUCUCUAAGGCGCGUCAGAUCGCCAUCAUCACUGGAGCAGGAGUGAGUGCAGAGAGUGGAGUACCAACUAUCAGAGGAGCUGAAGGACACUGGAGGACCUGGAAGACACAGGAUCUGGCCACGCCGCAGUCGUUCUCCCGUCACCCCAGCACAGUGUGGGAGUUUUACCACUACAGACGAGAGCUGUGUGUGAAGGCCCAGCCCAGCGCCGCUCACAGGGCCAUCGCCGAGUGUGAGGCUCGGCUCAGCCGACAGGGCCGAUCGCUGGUGGUGAUCACACAGAACAUCGACCAGCUGCACCAGCGCGCCGGAUCCAAGCACGUGCUGGAGGUCCAUGGUAACCAGUAUCAGACCAGAUGUGUGAGCUGUGGAAAUGUGGAGGUCAAUCACAAGAGCCCCAUCUGUCCGUCACUGGAGGGCAAAGGGUCACCUGACCCUGAUGUCCCCGACGCACUCAUACCUGUCAAAGACCUGCCCAGGUGUGAGCAGAAGGGCUGUGACGGGCUGCUGCGGCCUCACGUCAUCUGGUUCGGGGAGACUCUGGACUCGCACAUCCUCACUGCAGUGGAGCGGGAGCUGGAGACCUGUGACCUGUGUCUGGUGGUCAGUGCAGCUCACACACACACACACACACACACACUGCCGAGGCUGAGGUGUGCCCUGUCCUCUCUCAGGUGGGCACCGCCUCUGUGGUGUAUCCGGCAGCCGUGUUCGGCCCACAGGUGGCGUCCCGAGGCGUUCCCGUGGCCGAGUUUAACACUAAGAGGACGCCGAAUACAGAGCGCUUCAGGUUUCACUUCCCGGGCCGUUGCUCGGAGACCCUUCCCGCCGCUCUGGCGCGUCACGAGUCUGAGCUCAUCUGACACACACCUCGCGCUCGCCGGAUCAGCUGGAGAUGAACGAGGGGAAAUAACACACACAAUGAGCUCCGAUUCAUUCCUCUGCUUCUGAAAUACGAACGCUUGCACAUAAACUAGGCCAAAGAAAGCUCACAUGAGCGCAUGUUUGUGCUGUUGAAAGUUUGCAAUGUGCCUUCUCUUAAAUCACUGAUGUGUCUUGAUGUUUAGCAGGAUUGUGGGAGACGGCGCUCGACGCUUCCAGUGUUUGCCUUUAUAACACUUUCAUCGGUUUUUCCAGGGAAUAAAAGCGUUUUCCACAG